This is a messenger RNA of Haemorhous mexicanus (house finch), 11317 nucleotides long. It is a transcript of the gene SYT8, whose product is annotated as synaptotagmin 8. The transcript has 10 exons. Gene Ontology annotation, molecular function: calcium-dependent phospholipid binding; clathrin binding; calcium ion binding. The coding region runs from base 235 to 1455 and encodes 406 amino acids. The record is from RefSeq and is a predicted model, not a curated record. NCBI's taxonomy places the organism in Eukaryota, Metazoa, Chordata, Aves, Passeriformes, Fringillidae. Gene Ontology annotation, biological process: calcium ion-regulated exocytosis of neurotransmitter; synaptic vesicle endocytosis; regulation of calcium ion-dependent exocytosis. Gene Ontology annotation, cellular component: axon; dense core granule; synaptic vesicle membrane.
UUCGCCUGCAUGAACGCUGCUUGGGUCAGCAGCGAGGUGGGGCCGGUGGGGCUGCUGGGGCCACCUGCCUCCUGAGCUGGCAAAGCAGACUUUCCUGUUUGGGCUGUGCAGUGCAGCCACCAUCCCUUCUGCACCCUCAGCUGCGUGCCCGCUGGGCUCCCAUCUCAGCCCACAGCAUGCCCCUGCCACACGUGCUGGCUUGACUGGAGCCUGGGUGGCAGGGAGGGGAGGCUGAUGCUGGGAAGGACACUUGUCGGUCACCCCAGAUUAGCCAUGGCAGUGGCAGCCAGGAAAGGCAGGACUACAGCCUUCCCACACACCAGCAUCACCACCACAGCUUGGCCAGGCUCCCUGGACAGCUGGCUUAGCUGGAUUCCGUUACCCAAAUGGGCUCUCAUCACUGUGGCUGUGGCAGGGGCCAUUCUCCUCCUUCUCUUCCUCAUCUGCAUCAUCAAGUGCUGCUGUACCAAGAAGAAGCCCAAGAAGAAGGAGAGAAUCGCCUUGUGCACUGUCAGCAACCCCACCACAAUCAACCUUGUCCAGCCUGAGAUGGAAGACCUGGAGCGGGAAGUAGAGCAGAAGCGGCGAGGAAAGCUGCAGUACUCCCUGGAGUACAACUCCCGCCUGCAGGAGCUGAAGGUUGGCAUGAAGCAGGCAGUUGAGCUGAAGGCCAUGGACAGCGGAGGCACAUCUGACCCAUAUGCGAUUGUCUACCUAACAUUCGAUAGGAAGAAGAGAUACGAGACCAAGGUUUACCGCAAAACCCUGAACCCCAUCUUCAACGAGAGCUUCACUUUCCAGGUACCCCAGGCUGAGGUGUCUGAAUCCACACUGGUGAUGCAGAUCUAUGACUUCAACCGGUUUUCCAAGCAUGACAUCAUUGGUGAGGUCCGGCUGCCCCUGGCCAGUGUCGACCUGCAGCAUGUCAUUGAGCAAUGGAGUGACCUGGUGGUGGCCAGUAAAGUGGAGGAAGAGCAUCUGGGUGAGAUCUGCUUCUCGCUGCGCUACGUCCCCAGCACUGGCAAGCUGACUGUGCUCAUCCUGGAAGCCAAGCAGCUGAAGCGGAUGGACUCUGAUGGCCUCUCAGAUCCUUUUGUCAAGGUGCAUCUCAUACUGAACAGGAAGAAAUGGAAGAAAAAAAGGACAAGUGUGAAGAAAAACACCUUAAGCCCUUACUUCAAUGAGGUGUUUGUUUUUGAGGUGCCUUUCAGUCAGAUCCAGAAUGUGGACGUGGUCAUCUCCGUCUGGGAUCAUGACAAAGUGACCAAGAAUGAGCCCAUUGGCAAACUCUUCCUGGGCUGCCGAGCCACGGGCAACCAGCUGCGGCACUGGUCCGACAUGCUGUCCAACCCACGCCGGCCCCUCGCCCAGUGGCACAUCCUGCAGCCCCCAGAGAUGGUGGACAAAGCCCUGGGACUCAAGUCCCACCUCAAGCUGCCCCUGCACUCCAGAUAGUGGGGGUCUCCUCCUCCACCCAGGGAGCAGGAUGGUGGGCUUGUGGAGGAGUGAGGGGCUUCUGCUCAGCAAGCUCUAGACAUGUUGGUCCCAGCUCAUUGUCAGUAAAGAGGGGACUGGGACUGCUUCUGGCCAAGAGAUGAUCUGGCUGCUGGUGCAGCUCGUGCUCUGUGUCACACCUGGGACAGGGCAGCUCGGCAUCCCAGGGCAAGGCUGGAGCAGAGGGUGCUAGAGGGAAUGUCAUGGGCGUAGGAGCCAGCUCAUCCCAACUGCUCGUGGGCUGGGGGCAGAAAUACACAGAGCUCCAGGCUCAUGCAAAACAGAGUCCAUUGAUAUUUAUAAAGCACAUGGUUAAUGUGCUGGUGGCAUGGAUGGGAGAUUUCUUUAGUGGUGAAUAACUUGGCAAGAAGUGUGUUCAUGUUUCCUGUGAAGGCUUUUAAACAAGACCAAGAUAUUGAAGAACGUAAGGGGCUUGAGAGAAGGAAUACAGGUGGAUGAGGAAGGUGUUGGAGAUGUUGGACUAGCUCUGUAGUGCCUCUGCAAUGUGUGCUCUGUGUCCUGGCUAGAGGCUAAAUGAGAAGCAAUGUGGCUUCACACUUAGCUCCUUCUCAGCCCAUGAUGAUUUGUGCACACUAAGAUGUGACUCAGGCUCUGGGACUCACCAGUGGCCAACCCCAUGCUCACAUGGAUGAAGAUGCACAGUGUCAGCUCCUUUCACCUCACACGGUCCUACAGGAGUGGCACAGCAAGGUUGGCACCUCUGGCACCUGCAGGUCCUGCCAGGGUGGAGGGGCUGAGGCUCUUGCUUUCACACUGUGAUCACACCACCCUGGUAAAGGCUGGCUUGCAGCCCUCACAUCACUUCUGGGCAGGUUUCAUGUUGAAUCUGGGAGGUUUUUGUGACCACAUGUCCUGCCCCACCCUGCUUUGUGGAGCCUUUGUGUUGGGGCUGCAUAAGCAAGGAUCUCUCCUACAAGGAUGAGGGCAUUGGUGUGGUGCUGCUACAUGCCCUUGAGUAUGCUGCAGUUUGGGGUGACUCCAGAGCAGCUUCUCUGAGCCAUCUGCAGGAGGAAGCUCCCUGCACUGGGAAUUCCUCCUGUUCUAAAAUCCUUCUGCUACAAGGCAGCCGCAGAACACAAGAUCUGGGCUCAUGCUGUGGAAUUUUGGCCCCAAAGAAAAAAGUCCUUUUCACCACAGGGAGCUGCAGGCUCAGUGCUAAUAGCUAUUGCCUGGACUCUGGAGGGGAGAGAGCCUGGCGCAUUAAUGAAAAGCUAUUAAUAUUAAAAAGCACUUAAUCUGUGAUUACCCAGAGCUCCACAGAGCAACUAUCCAAGAGUUAAACAAACAUGAAGCUGAGGAAGAUUAUGAAAAGUCUCGAUAGAGAUUAAUGACCUGAGCUUAACCAUAAAAAGCUGCUGCUGUGUCUGCCUCUUGAUGAAUAUUCUCCAGGCUUCGCUGUGGCUGUGAGGAGGGAAGAAAUGACAGGGUGGUUUUGAGAUGACUGUAACAAGUGAAGUGUGGCUUCUGCUGGGGAAACAGCAUCUGCUGGCAGCCGCUAAUGAGAUGGAGGUGGAAAUCAGUCACCUGAGAAAGACUUGUAGAGGGAGGUUUUAAAGCCUUCAGUUUCAACAUUAGAAUCAGCCUAGAACAGGCUGUGCAGAAGGGAACAUCUCUGAAUUGGGUUUGAGGUUCCAAAUCUAUUGCCAGGUUGGUUUUUGGUGAUGCUGUUGUGGUGAUUUAGGACCAUGCAGCAUCCAGAAAUGGCUUUUGGAACAGGCAGUUCUUAUUUUUGUGUGUGUGUGUGUGUGUGUGUGUGUGCUUUUUCCAGUCCCCCUAUUUUGAAGUCAUAGCCUUGAGGUUCACUGCAUAAUUUAUGGAGCUGGGCAUAAAAGUAUGUGCAUAUUAGUCCCAAAACAGAUGCAGUUGAAGGAGGUGCAGAGACAGCCCCUCCUUGAGAAACUUUACUUACUCCCCAUACAAGUGCCUGCCCCUUCUCUCUCCAGCUCUGGCCUUACUCAGUGCCUGGAUCGGCAGUGCGGUGCUGGGUGAGCAGAGCUGGAGAGGGAACCCAUGGUGCUUUUAGGGGAAAGGCCAGGGAAUGUGGGAGUGAGCACCCAGCUGGGCUGGCUCUGAGCAACCUGGAGUGAGCCUUUGUGCAGUAAAUCUCAGCAAACCGAGUUGUUUGUUCAGGAGGGAGAGGCGAGCAGGUGGGGAUGUCCUCCACCCAGCUCCAGUUUUUAAUGCACUGCCAAGGCUGCUUUUUCCCUCUGUCAUCAUUUCUCCUUCUCAGUAAGUCUUGUGUGCUUACAGCACGGCUUUGAGCACUCUCCUCUUCUGGCAGGAUCCUCUUAGUAUCUGCUGGCAGCUGUUUGAAGCAGGGCUGGUGGAUCUGGGCUUCAUUUCAUGCCUUAUUUCACCCUAAAUGAACACAGCCUGCUCGGGAGCCUGUUUGCAGGAAGGCAGACAGCCCUGUCUCAUGUGCAGGCCAUCUCCUUUUCACCUCCCUGUGGCCUUGGCGGGUGUGGUUGUCCCUCACCGAUCAAAGCCAGAUGUCUGAGCAUCUUCUGCCUCACCAAUGCACCUCCUGCACUCGGAGGGUGGAAGAUGCGACCCGAAGAGAAGUAAAGGAGGGGGGAAACUAGCUCCUCCUCAGCUUUUGUCUGUGCUGUGUUCCCGUGUCUGCAUCUAGAGGGCAGGGCAGUACGUGCUCUGAGCUGGGUCUCUGUGUCUUCUGGUCUGUGGUCCCCGUAAGAGUCUCACCAGCCAAGAUUUCCUCUUCUGGAGAUGGAGCCCGUGUUCAAGAAGGAGAGAAAGCAGUGAUGCUGUGCAAGCCCGCUCCCAUGGCUGCACAGCCCUUUGGUAGCCAUGUGGCAAUGCUGGAGGUGUCUGAGCGGCUUUUUCCAGGAGGCAGGAGCCAGCCCUUGCCUGAUCCUGCACCACAGGGGCAAAGAGGGUUUUGCUGGUGGUUAAGGGGGGCAAAAGCAGGUAUCCAAUCCAUCCGAGGUGCCCAGGUGGUGGCUGGGGAGUUUGUCUCUCUGCAUUUAAUUAGCAGCUUUGCAGGUCAGUGGCAGGGUAAAAAUCACAGCUUGGGCCAAGCAGAGGUCUGUUAAAAGAGACAAGAAGCACUGAAAAUUGAGGUAUUUGUUAUUAAGAUUUAUAAUCUCAAUUAUUUACAUCCAGAUCCAAGACUUCUGACCUCCAGUAGCCCCUCCCAAAGUUAAUUAUUCCCUCAUUCAGUGAUUUUUUGUUUUGCUAUUUGUCCCUGCACUCAAGGAAAUCAAAUGGGAGGGCUGCACAAGGAGAAGGCUGAGCCUCAUAUGUGCUUAUCACCAGUCGUCUGCAGUGAGACAAAAAUGAUUAUGGGCUGUCAUCGUUCGGCCUGGGUAUGGGCUGGCUGUCCUCCAGCCACAGAUUUUUUGGCUAGUCUUAGAGUUUUUGAGAGCUGGAGAGCAUCUAAGCUCUUCUCACUAGGAGCAAGCAUGCCUGCUUUAUAAAUAUUCCUUAGCUAGCAUCUUUAUGCCUUGCAAUUUUAUGGGCAAAAUGUGUACUUUUGUCAUGCAUGGGCUUAUUUUUUAAAAGCUCCUGGAUCCUUAUCCCUAGUUUCCUUUCUCUAUCCUCAUUCUCCUACCUUUUUCUCCCCCUUUUUCCUAUUCCCUUUCCCCAGCCACUUUCCCCCACUCUGACUGCUGCUGGGGCUAUUGUGGGCUCGUUCCUGCCCCUAGUUGGGCUUGUUUUGCUUCUGGAUACAGAAAUAUUGUUUGGACCACUUUACAUCUCAAUGCACCUUGCCCUGCAUGGGCAGGAAGGGAGGGGUAGAAGGCCUGGACAGUCCAGUCUGAGAAACAGGAACAAUAAUGGGUGCACAGAGGUGCUUCCCAAAGUUCCAAUUUGAACUUUGUGGGCAGAUCUGGAAAAAACAGACUUCUCAUUUCUCCAGAUUUCAGGUCUAGGUAGGAGGGAACUAAAGGAGAAGCAGCACGAGGAUUUCAUAGCUUUCAUGCUGCCGGGCAAAAAAUACUCCCUGAAGAAGUUCAGCAUUCUGGGUGAAUGGAUACCCAUCAGUGAUGACUUGUUUCAUGUCAACAGGAUGGGAAUUUCUCAACCAACUUUGCUGACUUCACAGAGAGGUGCUGAAACCCCUGCAGGCACUCAUUGCUGCUCAACUGCAGAAACAAGCACAGAGUCAGUUAGGAAGAGGAGUUUAACUGAGCUGAAGAGAGGCCUUGACCUGCAAACAACCCAACCCAUAUCAUGUUUUACGUUCUGUGAGCAGCAUCUGGGAUGAUGGUGGGUUUGCAAACGAGUGUUUCAUCACCCUGCUCGUGAACAUGGGCAUUGCAGAUGUCCUUGUCUGAGCCUGAAAAACUCCCAGUGGGAAACAGGCACUUGGAGUUGUGAAUCAGUCAUUGCUGACUUAGUAAAAGAAACACUGCCCCUUGGAAGAGCCAGUGAAGAGUCCAGUGCCCAUGAAAGAGAUGCCUGCCUGUGGAAACCAGCCUAGUUGGCAUCUGGUUUUGCCCUGGAUAGAGAGCAUUUUCCUCUUAACUUUUACAUACAAGUCAGAGCAGUUUAGACAUAGAAGCAUGAAUCUUGGCAUGAAGGUUUUAACUUAACACAGUCCAGUUAAAACAAUUGGCUUUGGUGUUCACUCUGGGUGUGACAGAGGAUGUGUUCAUACCUGCAAAGGCCUCUGCUGAAGGUUUCUCUGCUUUGGAUGCACUCAUCCCACACCAUCCCCAACUUCUGCACAUGUGCUAAACUGAGGUCUGCCUUCAUGAAAGAACAUUCAUGUCCCAGGUACUCUGUGAAUUAAUUGGCUUUGGGGAUGUUCUUGAGAGAUGCUCAGUGGGGCUGGGUGUUGAGUUUUCCUGGUGCAGCCCUCUCCUACUCUGAGCUCAUCCCCUCCAUUGCCAAACCUGAAUGAGCAGCACUUCCACAAGAGCUUCCAGAGGUCCAUCUCCUUGUAGCUGUCUUCUCCCAAGGCUUUCUCAACGUGUGCAGGUAGGUGAGGCUGCCAAGGGUCUUUGCAGCUGACAGCUUUUUUUGUAAAAUGAGGUCUCUGGGAUCACACAGCAUUUAGAAAAAGCCAGUGUGCUUGGAAUGGAUAAAUUCUGGAGAAUCAUUCCUUCCAUGGCUACUGGUUUGUAGAGCAAUUGCUGACCUUGGGGAGAGAAGAGCUUUGUGAUUUAUCAGUUUUCUUCAGCUCUGUGGCCUUUUUUUUUUUAACUAACACCAUGUUCUUGCUUUGUCUUGGCACAGAGAGCCUGAAAGACCUUUUGAGAGCAAAGACAUGUUUCAGCCAUACUCAUUUGAGCACACAGAGGUCUCAGCUUGUUCUCCAGACACGUUCUGGGUCAUACCCUGGUCUUAACCAGGCUUUGAGGAUGUGCAUACACAUGAAGGAUUGUGAUCAGGUGUUGGGUCACUUGGGUAAUCCUAUCCAGGGGCAAGCCGGGUGGAAAUUCCAGAGGGAUCACCUCCUGUACACAUUAAAUGCUGAAGGCCUGGGCACGGACCCGUGCCUGUCAGAGGUGUUCUCUUUCCAGGGGGCUGCCAACUCAGCCUGGGGUCAUGGAGGAAGGGCCACGCUGUGGAAGAGUCCAAGGCUUCUUGUCCUGGGCAGAACUGAGAAAAGCUCCUCAGAGGAGGGAGGUUUGUGCCCAGGGCUGUGCUGGGAACUGUGUGAUCCUAACCCUGGCUAUGAACACAGACUCUCCAUCACUGGAGACUGAAGCCCCUGUUUGCUACCAAGGUCAGAAGGGACUUCAUCCAGAGGAGUUUCCUGGUUUUUGCCCUCUCCCUCAAGCCUCUCUUCACCCUUUUUGUGUUUUCAUUUUGAAAUGCUACCUUUCCUCCAGGCUCCAGCUUGCAGUGAGCUGCAAACUCUUCUGGAAGGCCACACCAAAGAGUGUCCCUUUGGAGUGGAAGGGAUCAUUAAAAUGCCUUGUUUCUCUUCAAGGCCAGUGUUUAUAUCGAAAGCAGCCAUGUGUGAGUACUGUGUGUUCAUAGGGAGUUGUUCUGUUCCUACAGGCACUUGUCCAAAGUUGGUGAGUAUAAAAGUGAAGUGAAUGAAGGGUGGGGAUGUGAUGUUCAUAAUCCUGCAACACGGAAAGAUACCCUGGUCACUCUUCUUAGCACCCUCAGCAGGAGGCAAUGACUGCUUCAGCAAGAUUGGUCUGCAUGUCUCCUUGCUCAUGCAGCUGCAGAGAUGAGUCUUUGUGGUCUCACCAGACCUUUUUUAAAUACUGUUUGGCAGAUGGAAGAGGCUGAGAGCAGAGGGUCAGUCCACAACAUGGGGUCCCUAAUGCAGGCCCACAGAUCCUGUCCCACUCCUGCUCCUCCCCUGCCUUCUCCAGCAGACUCCCCUUCAAGGCCGAGCUCUCCUUUCACUUGUCCCUCUUCUUGCUGCUGUUGUGAGCCCAAUUUCAGCCUCCUGCACUACAUGUCCAAGAACUUCCUCAGGAGGAACAAGAAAAAGCUGCGUCCCAAGGAACCCACUGGUCAGAAACCUGUGUGUUCCCCUUCACAGGACCCAUCAUCACUUGGGUAACUGACUGCAUCCACCUGGGGAACAUCAGCAGUGGGCAGGGCUGUGCCUGAACAGCACUGACAGCUUCAGCAGUGACAGCUUCAGCAGUGACAGCUUCCCUGACAUGAGCUGCCUGCCCAAAGGGCAGCCUGAGUGUCAUCCCCUACCUCUGCCACAGAGAGGGUUCCACUCACACCUCAAGGCUGACAUCUGGGCUCUGCUCCAUGGGGACUGUCAGGGGCAGCCCUGUUUGUGGGACAUCAAAGUCUUGCCAGAAAAAGGGAAUUGUGUCCUCAUUUACUGCUGGGAUGGCUUCUCCCAGGGUCCUGUGUGCAUCAUUGUGUAGCUGAUAGUCAAACACAGCAUGAAGCAGCUGUCAACUCAUGAGUUUGUGAUUUAUCUGCUGAACAUGCAGAGUGUCAUCAGGACCUGCUGGUGGGUUUGGAGCCUAAGGGCGUCAACAUCAUGAGCCUGAAGCACUCCCUGUCAAGGAAGUGGACAGGGUGACUGUGUUGGUUGGCAUCUGCCCUGUACAGGAACAGCCAAAAACCUUAAUCCCAUUUCAUGGGCAAAUGAGGUGACUGUAGCUGUGGGACAUAGGACAGUACUGGCACAAAGAUGUAAAAGAGAUGGUGGAGUUCCUGGGGGUUGGUGUCAGCAGAAGCAGGGAAAUGGGGAGCUCUUUUAGGGACACACUGCAGGGGAGUGGGUAUGUCCUGGGCAGGAUGGGAGCCAUGUGCUUUGCUUUGGUGCAAUGCGAUUUUGGGAAAGCAAAGGGCAGUCAAAUACAGACAGGUUUCUCCAGUGAUCUUGCCUGAACUUUUACUGUGAUCACCAUUGCUGCUGAGUAGCAUGCUUGUGUUUUACUAACAGUGUCAUCCUUGGAAAUAAGGCAUAGCAUCAUCUGGUGUCAUAGUGCCUUCCCACUUGAUCCUUGUGGGAUGCUGAAGAGGAUGCAAGGUGUAAAGUGUAGGAGAAUGUCAUGAGGAACAGCUUGCGUGGAUUCACCAGCCUCAUCCUUCCAACACGUGGUGAUUCUGUGGAGGAUCCUGGCCCAAAAAAGCCACACCUGAGUCUCUAAAACAUUGUGCAGAACCUCCUGUGUGUGACAGAUCUCCCCUCUGUCUGACUUCACAGGAUGGUGGAAGUGCUCUGGGAAUGGUGGCCCACACCCAUGGUGCAUUUCCUCUAGCUCGUGUGGGGGGAAAUGAGGGAAGGGAACAAGGUCAGAUGCUCCAUAGGAAAGUACCCAAGUAUGAACAGUGCAUCCAUUCCUGGCCCCUGCCUAAUUACCACACCUAAUAUUCAGAGCCAAACACCUCUUUGCAGGAUGUGCCUGGAGCUUCUUUAUGUCUUCAUUGAGCUUUUCUGCAAGAAACUUGUUCUUUCAUCACUCAAACGCUUAAAUAAUUCCUUUGGAAACUUCUCUAUUUCCUAAUGCUAACCAUGGCUUUAACUUUGACACGGAUUUGUUUUUCUGUUCUUCCUUCUCCUCACUGGGUUUCUUCCUCAUGCCAUUUAAUUCUGCUGCUUCUUUCUUUUUCUUGGAGACCUGCCUUACAGUUCACCCCUGUGGAAGGCAGCUCCAUGGAAAGCCUUCUGCAGACUUGGAGACUCGACCUUCUGCUCAUCCUGUUAUCACACCUCACCAUCCACUUAUGUAUCCUACAAACACUCCUGUUGGCCAAUAUUUUGGUCAUGAGACUUCUUUCUUUGAACUUCAUUCUUCCACUAUAUCAGGCCAACACUUUCCUGCCACAAGGUGAUAACCACUCCCUUGAAAUUCUGAGCAGAUCUCUUUUGUUGUGCUGCAUGCCUGGACUCCAGGAGGUCCAGGAUGCCUUCCUCUCACAGAGCUGAAGGAAACUCCCUGCCUGCGGGGAAUUUUGAAUGGAGAACUCCCCUAGUUUUGAUUCCUCUACCAAGAGCUAAGUGGCUCAGGACUGAUGGGCCAGCAGGGGCCAGAAUGUGUAGCUGCAGCAUUCCAAAGGGACAUUUCCCAAGUGGGAUGUGUGGGUCCAAGCAGACCCAGCCUUCCCCAUGCCAGGGGUUUCUCCCUCCUCCACCCGCUACCAGGCAAACCCCUGCAAGACACCAGCCCCAUACCAAGGACUUGCUUGUCCUUCAGCAGCACCUGCAGCACUGCUUGUGUGGUGCUGAGCAUGGUGAAACAAGAAGCCUGCAGCAAGGGAUUUGCUAUCUAUAUAAUGUCUGGGAGGCGCCUGCAAAAUAUUGUCGGGGCCAUGUCUGAAUCAGCCUAAAAAACCCCGGCUGGAAGAGGAGGGAGCGCCUGGCCUGGGGGAGGAGAGCCAGAGCUGUUUGGGUCCCUGUCUCCAUGGGAUCCCCUACACACACGCUCUACAUGUGCUCUGACAAGAGCUGGGGAAUAUUUCCAGCCACGUUUCCACCUGCUUCUCCUUCAGAUCCAUGGAGAUAUUGGUCUGGGUCAUCCCACAGAGGGGAUUACCCUUCUUGCUGUCAGCAUGGGGCUGCUCCCCCAUGCUUUGCUGCCUCUACCCAGCCCCUGACUGGAUUUGGGGCUUGAGGCUACCUGCAGCAGAUCCACAGCUUGUUUAAAAAAAAAAAAAAAACCUCUGGAUUGUGUUGAAAUAUUUCACACAGGGAAGAACUACAAGUAUUUACUGUGUGAGGGAAAUAAUUGAGGUUAAAAAAGCAUGCUAGCGCUGGAUGGCUUAUGAAGGGAUUGUUCUUGCCUAUGCUGUCGGCAGUGGAUAUUUGGGAUGCAAGUUCUUUCCUCCCUUCCUGAAGGGCAGAGCUGUUCCCAAGCCCUUGAAGGCAAAUUGAGUCAUGCCCUUGUCCAUGGAUAAGCCACACUGUGUAUCCAAGGGGAAAUUUUAAUUAGAGGCCUUGCAGAUAGAUGGCUGUGUGCAGGGAGCCUGGGCUCCCCACAGAUUUGAAGCCAUAUCUAUUUUGACUGGUUGGUGGCAGGAGAAGGGAGAGGAAGGCUUCCUACUUGGCACUUCUGAGGAAAAACACCUCCCCAGCUCCUCUGGAUCCCACGGGUAGAAGAUGUUCUCCUCCUCCUCCCCACCCCUCCUUCCCUGGGGGCUGCCCUCUCCUGUUCUCCUGCUGGCCUGGCCUGCCCCAGCCAAGGGAGGUGCACAGCGGACUCUUGCACAUCAUUGGUCUGAGAAGGUCUCCAUGCCCUUAAAGAGAAGGUGGAUUUUCUGCUGAGCCAUCCGAGAAGCCCUUUUAUACCUCCUUACUCAGCCAGCUGCCUGCGGCUCGUCUGUCCAUCCCAUCCAGCCAGCACGACUCUGAUUUUCUCCAGUCUUGGGCUGACAACCAUCUAAACCAAGAUGUCUGAGUAAG